Molecule: messenger RNA, 444 nt
Organism: Sphenostylis stenocarpa
Lineage: Eukaryota; Viridiplantae; Streptophyta; Magnoliopsida; Fabales; Fabaceae
Source: the annotation of a GenBank genome assembly
AUGGCGGGUGAGAAGGUCGACAAGAUUCGUCAAAUCGUACGUCUCAAGCACCUCAUGUCGCGCUGGAAGAACAUCAGCCUCCGCCGCCGUUCCGAUGACCCUUCCUCCACGCGCCGCCCUCCCUCCGGCUUCACCUUCGUCUACGUCGGCCCCGACCGCACGCGCUUCGCCAUCCCGGCGCGUUUCCUCAACCUCCCCGUCUUCGAAGACCUUCUCAAACAAACGGAGGAACAGUUCGGACUCCGAGGUAACGGCGGUUUGGUCCUCCCUUGCCAAGUCCCCUUCUUCUCUAACGUCGUUAAGUUUCUCCACAAAGACGAACACAAGUACGGAAAACUCUCUCUGCAAGACUUCCUCAACUUGGUCUCCGACGCUGACGUGAACGAUUCCUGUAAGGAAAACGUCGUCGUUUUCACCCCUCUGCUGCAGAAAGCAGAGGUUUGA